Molecule: messenger RNA, 10624 nt
Organism: Hyla sarda
Lineage: Eukaryota; Metazoa; Chordata; Amphibia; Anura; Hylidae
Gene: TENM2
Product: teneurin transmembrane protein 2
Exons: 34
Coding region: 871-9558 (2895 amino acids)
Biological process (GO): signal transduction; neuron development; heterophilic cell-cell adhesion
Cellular component (GO): neuron projection; membrane
Molecular function (GO): calcium ion binding; protein homodimerization activity; protein heterodimerization activity
Source: RefSeq, a predicted model, not a curated record
UAAUAAAAUGAAAACAACACGUUUCAGAAACAACAUUGGAUUAUUUUGGAAUACAGAAAAUAGAGUUAAAUGUUCUGUAGAUUAUGUACCAUGAAAUAAAACUUUCGGGGAGGAAAAUGAAGGUUCGGCAAAGAGUUAAAUGCCAGGAUUUGAAUUGCUUAUGUACCAUGAAUUAAAACUUGCAGGGAUGGAAAUAAAGAUUCAGCAAAGAGACAGUUAAUGACAGGAUCUGAAUCGAUUCUGCACCUUGAAUUUAAACUUGCAGCGAUGGCAAUGAAGGUUCUGUAAAAGAGAUAGUUAAACGGCAGGAUCUGAAUCGAUUGUGUUUCUCUCCUGGCCUCCUCUCUCCGAGACAUCCUCCCUGGCCUGGGCAUGCAUUGGUAGCUCCCAAUCUGCUAUGUGCUGUAUGUGAAUGCUGGAGCUGCGAGCCCAGGGAUUGGACGUCCUUCCCCAUUCAGUCUGCGCCCUGGCUUGAUUGAAUACACAGAGCUGCAACGGCUGCUUCCUUUACUUGCUUGUCACUGUGUACUGUAGUAAUAAGGAGGCUGUGAACACGUUCCUGGAUUGCAGACAAGCUGCUUUGACUUUCUGGCCACUGUGGGAUAUUCUUAUGCUGUGUAACUACUGGAAAAUUUAAACGUGGGAGAGGGACAGAAGGAUAGAAGUUACCGCAUAGAAGUGAAAUAAAGAAGCUGCAGGAUAAGCUGAUACUUUGAAUUACUUGUAAAAGAAAUAUUUCCAGCUACAUCUCUUCUGCUCUAGAGUGAAUACAAUCCUUGUUCAUUGGAAUUGGUUGUGGGGGAUCCCAGGCGUGGAUAUUUAGUUGAAGGGAACUUUCAAGCAUCCAACAAAAGACUUGCUACUAACAAAAUGGAUAUAAAAGACCGAAGACACAGAUCUUUGACUAGAGGUCGCUGUGGAAAAGAAUGUCGAUAUACCAGCUCAUCAUUGGAUAGUGAGAACUGCAGAGUGCCUACUCAAAAGUCGUACAGCUCCAGUGAAACAUUAAAAGCUUAUGAUCAUGAAAACAGAAUGCAUUAUGGGAACCGAGUUUCUGACCUAGUUCACAGAGAGUCAGAUGAGUUUCCGAGGCAAGGAACAAACUUCACUCUGGCUGAACUAGGAAUAUGUGAGCCCUCUCCACACCAAGGUGGCUUUUGCUCGGAUGUUGGAAUACUUCACCAAACUUAUGCUUUGAGCGCUGGGUCUGACAUUGACUCUGAUAAUGAGGGAGGAAUGUCUCCUGAACAUGCAAUUCGAUUAUGGGGGAGAAGUAUAAAAUCCCGGAGAAGCUCUGGUCUGUCAAGUCGUGAAAACUCAGCGCUGACACUGACUGACUCUGACAAUGAAAAUAAAUCAGAUGAAGAGAACGGUUUAAAAUUAAUCAUGGAAAACAACUUCUUCAGAAAUGAUGGGUGCACGUACAAUCAGACCCGCGGGACCGCCAUGGGGAAGCGGGUAACCCCCUAUGCCAACCUAGUCAUGGGGAAGGAAAGUCCAAACUCCAAAUGCUGUUAUUCUGAGAGUGGUGGAGUGACAAAAUUAGGAAACCACACAAAUAAUAGGUAUCCGAAAACUCCAUGCCAUCUGGACCUCUACUCUGAAGGUCGUCCCAUCCCAUCUACAUCUUCGUCUAGCCUACUACCAUCUGCACAACUGCCCAGCUCCCAUAAUCCUCCACCUGUAGGCUGCCAGAUGCCACUGCUUGACAGCAAUACUUCUCAUCAGAUUAUGGACACUAACCCUGAUGAGGAGUUUUCUCCUAACUCAUACCUGCUCAGGGCAUGCUCGGGCUCACAGCAGCCUUCCAGCAGUGAACUCGCAGAAGGACAAAGAGAGGGAGAUGGAGAAACAUAUAUACUCUACCUCCAAACUGAGGCUUCUACACUGCUGAGGGAGGGAGACAAAAAACAAAGAUUUCUAGGAGGCCCGACAAAUCAUCAUAGCCAGUCAACACUUCGGCCUCCUCUUCCUCCUCCUCACAACCACACUCUCUCUCACCACCACUCUUCUGCCAAUUCUCUAAAUAAGAAUUCCCUGACCAACCGAAGAAACCAGAUUCAUGCACCAGCACCGGCUCCCAAUGAUAUGGCCACAACCCCAGAGUCGGUUCAGCUUCAGGACAGCUGGGUACUCAACAGCAAUGUUCCACUGGAAACCAGGUACAGUGUGCCUCCUAGAAUAAGACACUUCUUGUUCAAGACAUCAUCUGGAACAACUCCUUUAUUCAGCAGCUCUUCUCCUGGAUAUCCCCUGACUUCAGGAACAGUUUAUACACCUCCUCCGAGGCUUCUACCCCGAAACACCUUCUCCAGAAAUGCCUUCAAGCUGAAAAAACCAUCUAAGUAUUGCAGCUGGAAAUGUGCAGCAUUAUCGGCUAUAGCUGCGGCUGUCCUUCUUGCUAUUUUAUUGGCUUACUUCAUUGCAAUGCAUCUCCUCGGACUGAACUGGCAGCUCCAGCCAGCAGACGGACAUACCUUCAACAAUGGCAUAAGAACCAGCAGUGAUGAUGUUGCAACAAUGCCAUCUGGAGGCAAAGGUCCUUGGACUAAUACAAGAAACAGCAGCAUAGACAAUGGAGAAGUGGAAAUUGGCCGUCGGAUCACCCAAGAAGUACCAGCGGGGGUGUUUUGGCGAUCACAUAUCCAUGUUACCCAGCCACAGUUUCUAAAAUUCAACAUAUCCUUAGGAAAAGAUGCCUUGUUUGGAGUUUACAUACGAAGGGGUUUGCCUCCAUCACAUGCUCAGUACGACUUCAUGGAGCGCUUGGACGGCAAGGAGAAGUGGAGUGUAAUCGAAGCCCCAAGAGAGCGCCGCAGCAUUCAGACGCUGGUACAGAAUGAAGCUGUGUUUGUCCAGUACUUGGAUGUUGGAAUUUGGCACUUGGCCUUCUACAAUGAUGGAAAGGACAAGGAAAUAGUGUCAUUUAAUACAGUUGUCCUUGAUUCUGUUCAAGAUUGUCCUAGAAAUUGUGAUGGAAAUGGGGAAUGUGUUUCAGGAGUCUGCCAUUGCUUUCCUGGAUUCCAUGGAGCAGACUGUGCAAAAGCUGCUUGUCCAGUGUUGUGCAGUGGCAAUGGGCAGUACUCCAAGGGCACUUGCAUCUGCUACAGCGGCUGGAAAGGGGCAGAAUGUGAUGUACCCAGCAGUCAAUGUAUAGACCCUUCCUGCAGCACUCAUGGGUCUUGCAUGGAAGGAAACUGUGUAUGUUCUGCGGGAUUCAAAGGGGACAACUGUGAAGAAGUGGAUUGUAUUGACCCAACAUGCUCCAACCAUGGAGUGUGUGUGAAUAAAGAAUGUCUCUGCAGUCCUGGCUGGGGUGGCCAGAAGUGUGAAUUGCCAAGGAGUCAAUGUCCAGAUCAGUGCAGUGGACAUGGGACAUACCUCACUGACACUGGUCUGUGCAGCUGUGAUCCAAACUGGAUGGGUCCCGAUUGCUCUGUUGAGGUAUGCUCUGUGGACUGUGGUACUCAUGGCGUUUGUGUUGGUGGAGCAUGUCGCUGUGAAGAAGGGUGGACUGGCGUGGCAUGUGACCAACGUGUUUGCCACCCUCGCUGCACUGAACACGGAACUUGCAAAGAUGGAAAAUGUGAAUGCAGAGAGGGCUGGAAUGGGGAGCACUGCACCAUUGGUAGGCAAACGACGGGCAUCGAAAGAGAUGGCUGCCCUGAUCUGUGCAAUGGCAAUGGGAGAUGCACACUUGGUCAGAACAGCUGGCAGUGUAUCUGCCAGACCGGCUGGAGAGGGUCUGGAUGCAAUGUUGCCAUGGAAACUUCUUGUGCUGAUAACAAGGAUAAUGAGGGAGAUGGGCUUGUUGACUGCCUGGACCCAGACUGUUGUUUGCAAACAACUUGCCAGGCGAGUUUACUUUGCCGUGGAUCACGUGACCCUCUUGAUAUCAUCCAGCAAAGCCAGUCAGGCUCACCAGCAGUAAAGUCUUUUUAUGAUCGAAUCAAACUUCUGGUAGGAAAAGACAGCACGCACAUCAUUCCUGGAGAAAAUCCUUUCAACAGCAGCCUUGUCUCAUUAAUAAGGGGACAAGUCAUGACCGAAGAUGGAACCCCACUGGUUGGAGUCAAUGUGUCUUUUGUAAAACAUCCAAAAUAUGGCUAUACUAUAACACGCCAGGAUGGCACGUUUGAUUUAAUAGCCAAUGGUGGAUCUUCUCUUACUCUUCACUUUGAGAGGGCCCCUUUCAUAAGCCAGGAGAAAACCGUGUGGUUACCAUGGAACAGCUUUUAUGCUAUGGACACUUUGGCAAUGAAGACUGAAGAAAACUCUAUUCCUAGUUGUGACCUAAGUGGUUUUGUAAGGCCAGACCCAGUUAUUAUCUCUUCACCACUUUCAUCCUUCUUCAGUUCUUCACCCAGACGCAACCCUAUAGUUCCAGAGACUCAGGUUCUCCACGAGGAGAUAGAGAUGCCAGGCUCAAACCUAAGACUGUGUUAUCUGAGUUCUCGAACUCCAGGAUACAAGUCAUUGCUGAAGAUUACUAUGACCCAGUCAACUGUUCCACUUAACCUUCUUAAAGUUCAUUUGAUGGUGGCAGUAGAAGGACACCUGUUUCAGAAGACUUUCCAGGCAUCACCAAAUUUAGCCUAUACAUUUGACUGGGAUAAAAAUGAUGCAUAUGGGCAGAAAGUAUAUGGACUUUCAGAUGCUGUAGUCUCUGUUGGCUUUGAAUAUGAAACUUGCCUUGGCCUUAUUUUAUGGGAGAAAAGAACUGCAGUCUUGCAAGGAUUUGAACUGGACCCUUCAAACCUUGGAGGAUGGUCCCUGGACAAGCACCAUAUACUUAAUGUUAAAAGUGGCAUCCUGCAUAAAGGCAGUGGAGAAAAUCAGUUCCUUUCUCAACAACCUGCAGUCAUAACGAGCAUUAUGGGUAACGGGCGGAGGAGAAGUAUAUCUUGCCCUAGCUGCAACGGCCUCGCUGAAGGGAACAAGCUAUUGGCUCCGGUGGCUCUUGCAGUUGGAAUUGAUGGAAGCCUCUUUGUGGGAGAUUUUAAUUAUAUACGACGCAUCUUUCCCUCCAGAAAUGUCACCAGUAUUCUGGAACUUCGAAACAAAGAAUUUAAACAUAGCAACAACAUAGCACAUAAAUAUUAUCUGGCAGUUGAUCCUGUGUCAGGCUCAAUAUAUCUGUCUGACACAAACAGUCGCAGAAUUUACAGAAUCAAAUCCCUGAUAGGGGCCAAGGAUAUUGCAACUAACUCAGAAGUCAUUGCUGGCAAUGGAGAACAAUGUAUGCCCUUUGAUGAGGCUAGAUGUGGUAAUGGAGGGAAGGCAGUUGAUGCCAUUCUGACUAACCCCCGAGGAAUUGCUAUUGAUAAGAAUGGAUUCAUUUAUUUUGUUGAUGCAACAAUGAUUCGAAAAGUAGACCCGAACGGACUCAUUUCUACGCUGUUAGGAUCCAAUGACCUGGCGGCAGGACGACCUUUAAGCUGUGAUUCUAGUAUGGACAUCACUCAGGUUCGCAUGGAAUGGCCGACAGAUUUAGCUGUUAACCCUAUGGACAACUCUCUCUACGUCUUAGAGAACAAUGUCAUUUUGCGCAUAACAGAAAACCACCAAGUAAGCAUCAUAGCGGGACGUCCCAUGCACUGCCAGGUGCCUGGCAUAGACUAUUCCUUAAGCAAGCUAGCUAUUCAUUCCGCACUCGAAUCUGCCAGUGCCAUAGCUAUUUCCCACACUGGGAUCCUUUACAUUGCAGAAACAAAUGAGAAGAAGAUUAAUCGAAUAAGACAAGUGACAACUAAUGGUGAAAUCUCUCUUUUAGCCGGUGCAGCUUCAGACUGCAACUGCAAAGAUGAUGUCAAUUGCAAUUGUUAUGCUGGGGAUGAUGGCUAUGCCACAGAUGCCUUCUUAAACUCUCCGUCAUCUUUGGCUGUGGCACCUGACGGCACAGUAUACAUUGCAGAUCUUGGAAAUAUCCGUAUAAGAGCUGUUCUUCAAAACAGACCUGUUCUCACUUCAUUUAAUCAGUAUGAAGUUGCAUCCCCAGGGGAACAAGAGCUAUACAUAUUUAAUAUCAAUGGGAUUCAUCAGUACACUCAGAGCCUGGUUACCGGAGAAUACCUUUACAAUUUUACUUACAGCACUGACAGUGAUGUGAUAGAAGUUAUCGAUAAUAGCAAAAACUCUUUGAAAAUCCGCAGGGAUUCUAAUGGCACCCCGCGGCAUUUCCUGAUGCCAGACAAUCAAAUAAUCACCCUCACACUUACUACUAACGGAGCACUGAAGUUGGUCUCUACACAGAGUUUGGAGUUAUCUUUGAUGACGUAUGAUAGCAAUACCGGGCUCCUGGCUACGAAGAGUGAUGAGACUGGUUGGACAAUGUUUUAUGAUUAUGACAACGAGGGCCGCUUGACCAAUGUAACCCGACCAACUGGAGUUGUCACCAGUCUCCAUCGAGAAAUGGAAAAGUCUAUUACAAUCGACAUUGAAAACUCCAACCGGGAUGAUGAUGUCACUGUUAUAACCAAUCUGUCGUCAGUGGAGGCAUCAUAUACAGUCGUGCAAGAUCAAGUAAGGAACAGUUACCAGUUAUGUAGUAACGGAACCUUGAGAGUAAUGUAUGCUAAUGGAAUGGGGAUCAGUUUUCAUAGUGAACCCCAUAUUCUUGCUGGUACAGUGACACCUACAAUUGGAAGACGCAAUAUUUCUUUACCCAUGGAGAAUGGACUAAACUCCAUUGAAUGGAGGUUACGAAAAGAACAGACAAAAGGCAAAGUAACUGUAUUUGGAAGGAAGCUCCGGGUGCAUGGGAGAAACUUGCUGUCAAUAGAUUUUGAUAGAAAUUCUCAUACAGAAAAAAUAUAUGAUGAUCAUCGGAAGUUUACUCUAAGAAUUGUCUAUGAUCAGUCAGGGCGGCCGCUCUUGUGGCUUCCAAGCAGUGGACUUGCACCUGUCAAUGUAUCCUAUUUCUUAAAUGGUCGCUUAUCUGGACUUCAGCGUGGAGCAAUGAGUGAAAGAACCGAGAUGGAUAAGCAGGGAAGAAUUAUUUCUCGUGCUUUCGCAGACGGAAAGACAUGGAGCUAUACGUAUCUUGAAAAGUCUAUGGUGCUUCUUCUUCAAAGUCAGAGGCAGUACAUCUUUGAAUACGACUCAUCAGACCGCCUUUACUCUGUAACUAUGCCAAGUGUAGCACGACAUAGUAUGUCAACUCAUACAUCUAUUGGCUACAUCCGGAACAUAUACAAUCCUCCAGAAAGCAAUGCAUCAAUCAUUUUUGACUACAGUGAAGAUGGAAGAAUUCUAAAAACUUCCUAUCUUGGUACUGGUCGACAAGUGUUCUAUAAGUACGGAAAACUUUCCAAACUAUCAGAGAUCAUUUAUGACAGUACUGCUGUCACUUUUGGUUAUGAUGAAACUACAGGCGUUUUAAAAAUGGUCAACCUUCAGAGUGGUGGUUUCUCUUGUACAAUACGUUAUCGAAAAAUUGGACCCUUAGUGGACAAACAAAUAUACAGGUUUUCUGAAGAAGGGAUGGUGAAUGCAAGAUUUGACUACACAUACCAUGACAACAGUUUCCGUGUUGCAAGUAUUAAGCCUAUCAUAAGUGAAACGCCACUUCCUGUUGAACUAUACCGCUAUGAUGACAUUUCUGGGAAAAUUGAGCAUUUUGGUAAAUUUGGAGUCAUUUACUAUGAUGUUAAUCAAAUUAUUACCACUGCUGUGAUGACACUAACAAAACAUUUCGACACUCAUGGCCGCAUCAAAGAAGUCCAGUAUGAAAUAUUUAGGUCACUCAUGUAUUGGAUGACUGUGCAGUAUGACAGUAUGGGACGAGUUAUAAAGAGAGAACUAAAGUUAGGUCCUUAUGCUAACACAACCAAGUACACAUAUGAAUAUGAUGGAGAUGGUCAGCUGCUGACUGUUGCUGUUAAUGACAGACAAACAUGGCGCUACAACUAUGACCUAAAUGGUAACCUGUAUCUGUUGACCCCUGGAAAUGGUGUCCGCCUUCUGCCAUUGAGAUAUGACCUCAGAGACAGAAUAACACGUCUGGGGGAUGUACAGUAUAAAAUUGAUGAUGAUGGGUUUUUGAGCCAAAGAGGUGCAGAUAUUUUCGAUUACAACUCAAAAGGUCUUCUCACCAGAGCAUACAAUAAGGUCCUUGGAUGGAAUGUACAAUAUCGUUAUGAUGGAUUGGGACGUAGAGCAUCAUGCAAAACCAACUUAGGGCUCCAUCUACAAUUUUUCUAUGCUGAUCUCCAUAACCCAACAAGAGUUACUCAUGUUUACAAUCACUCAAACUCUGAAAUUGUUUCUUUGUAUUAUGAUUUGCAAGGCCAUCUUUUUGCAAUGGAAAGCAGCAGUGGGGAAGAAUAUUACAUUGCAUCAGAUAACACAGGUACACCAUUAGCAGCUUUCAGCAUCAAUGGGGUAAUGAUUAAACAGCUGCAGUAUACACCCUUUGGAGAAAUUUAUUUUGAUUCCAAUCCAUACUUUCAGCUUGUCAUUGGGUUUCAUGGAGGACUGUAUGAUCCAUUAACAAAACUUGUGCAUUUUGCCCAGCGAGAUUAUGAUGUGUUGGCUGGACGUUGGAUAUCUCCAGAUUACACAAUGUGGAAGAAAAUUGGAAAGGACCCUGCACCAUUCAAUUUAUACAUGUUUAAGAACAAUAAUCCUCUGAGUACUGAAAUGGACUUAAAAAACUAUGUGACAGAUGUGCAAAGCUGGCUUGUGAUGUUUGGAUUUCAACUGAGCAAUAUCAUUCCCGGCUUCCCAAGAUCCAAACUGCAUUUUGUGCCACCUCCAUAUGAACUGACGGAAAGUCAAGAAUGUGAAAAUGGACAGCUAAUUACGGGUGUUCAACAGACCACUGAAAGACAUAAUCAAGCAUUUAUGGCAUUAGAGGGUCAAACCAUAGUGAAGCGGCUGCAUGCAAACAUAAGGGAAAAACUGGGACACUGGUUUGCUACCGCAGUUCCUAUAAUUGGAAAAGGAAUAAUGUUUGCAAUCAAAGAAGGUAAAGUGACAACAGGAAUGUCCAGCAUUGCCAGUGAAGACAGCCGGAAAAUUGCUCUUGUGCUUAACGGAGCUCACUACCUGGAAAAAAUGUACUACAACAUUGAAGGAAAGGACACUCAUUAUUUUGUCAAAAUCGGCUCCUCCGACAGCGAUCUAGUCACCUUGGGUCUGACAACUGGUCGCAAAACGCUAGACAGUGGGGUCAAUGUCACAGUCUCUCAGCCAACCCUGCUGAUAAAUGGAAGGACUCGCAGGUUUACAAACAUAGAGUUCCAGCAUUCCUCUCUCAUUUUAAACAUCCGCUAUGGGUUGACUGUCGACACCCUGGAUGAAGAGAGAGCGCGAGUUCUUGACCAAGCACGUCAGAGGGCAUUGAGCGCAGCUUGGGCUAAAGAGCAGCAAAAGGCACGAGAUGGCAAAGAAGGUAGUCGCUUAUGGACUGAGGGUGAAAAGCAGCAAAUUCUAAGCACAGGAAGAGUUCAAGGAUACGAAGGGUACUAUGUCCUUCCAGUAGAGCAGUAUCCAGAACUAGCAGACAGCAACAGUAACAUCCAGUUCUUGAGACAAAAUGAAAUGGGAAAGAGGUAACAAAUUAAUCUGCUGUCAUCCGUCCCGGGAUGAAUCAGUAGUAAUAACUGUUAUCUCCUCUCCUAAGGAGAUGAAGACCUAAAUGGGGCACUAGGCUGAAUUGUUUUGAGACAGUUAAGCAGCAACAAAAGCUCACAUUUUUUGAGUAAACUGCUGCUGACAACCACAAAUCGAAGUGGACUUAAAGCCUGACAAAGUAAAACACAACUAAACAAAGUACCCCUGUGAUAUUACCCACUUCUUCUGGGUCUCUCUUACAAAUAAUAAUAAGAAUUAAGGCCUCUGAUUACCUCACUUCUUUGAUGUGGGGGAAAUACAGAAACACAAAAUUUCCCAGCGGCCGCCCUUGCAAGACCUUUUGCUGAAAACUACUCAGACUGCUUCUUUGAUAAGUAUUCCAACAUUUUGAUUUACAAAGAAUGCUUACUGCAUUGAAAAAUAAAGACUAAGACUAUGGAGUGAUUUCUAGAAACAACUCUAAAACUAAGAGCACUGGAUAAACUCUGACAAGAAACACAAACUUACUUGCACUCUUAUCCCAAAAUGCUCUUACUUAAUUUAUUCAUUAAGUGGGUAGAGUGUGACGUGUGAGUCAAAUGGCUUUCACUACAGUUAAAUUCAUCCUCUUGUUUGUAUUUGAGAAAUCCAUUGUGGACAAUACAGUAUAACACAGUUACAGGGUGUAGUCUGUUUAGAAUCAGUAGUUUGUUGGUAUCAGUUUCAGUAGAGAUGUGGGCAUUGUGACACUAUCGCAAAUGGGCACCACUUCUGAUCACCCUGUUAAUAUAAGAAGGCCAGAUGGCACAAUCACUGUUUCAGAUUAAAACUAGAAAUGUGUUUGUUUGGUCAAAACAAUAAACUGAGACAAUCACCUUACAGUCACCACAAAAUGAUUAUGAACUUUGGUAUUUUUUUUUUUUUUUUUUUGUAAUAUACAUGUAUGAACUGUUCAUUGAGUUUUUAUAUUAUUUUAAUUUGCUGCUAAAUGAAAAUUAGAGACAGGCAAAGAUAAUUUAUGGCAAAGUGUUUAAAUUGUUUAUACAUAAAUAAAGUCUCUAAAACUGUG